UUCCUUGAAGAAAAACCCUUUUCAAAUUUCAUCUCCAAAUGUAACGAUUUCUAGGAUGAAGUCCAUGCGCAAGUUGAAAUUUGCAGUCUUAUUUUCUCAUCUCCCCAAAAUUGAAAUCACUCCUUCCAUUUCAUGGGCUUCUGACUCUGUCUUUUGCAGUCACCCAGUUCGAAUACUUAAUCCUCUUCACCUAAUUUCAACAUCUCUUUCCCUCAGUAACUUCAAUUGUUUAUCUCAAAAUCGAAGGAUGCAAAUGGAGGCGUUUUCUUCUCCGGCGGGUGAGAUUCACGCGAUAGUUGGUCCAAUGCUCUCAGUUAAAAGAAUUCAGUUAGAGAAUAAUAACAUCAGUUUUCAGGUGAAGCCUCGCAAAGGCGGCCCCAACUUGGAUAAAGUUUUAAAAGGUCUAUGUAUAUCUGGCAGGUUGGCAGAAGCUAUUGGGCUUUUGUGUCGUACAGGAUUAGCAGUGCACUCAAGGACAUAUUCUCUUCUGUUACAGGAAAGCAUAUUGAGGAAAGAAUACAAGAAAGCCAGAAGAAUCCAUGCACAAAUGAUUGUAGUUGGAUAUGUUCCCAAUGAAUACUUAAAGACCAAAUUGUUAAUAUUAUAUGCCAAAUCAGGAUACCUAGAAACCGCACGUACUCUGUUUAAUAAUUUGGCAGAGAAGGGCUUAGUUUCAUGGAAUGCAAUCAUUGCUGGGUACAUCCAAAAGGGCCUUGAAGAAGUGGGGUUGGAUUUUUUCUAUUUGAUGAGACAGUCUGGCUUAAGACCAGAUCAGUAUACCUUUGCAUCAGUUUAUAGAGCAUGUGCAACCUUGGCUUCGCUGGAACCUGGGAAGCAAGCCCAUGGUGUGAUGAUCAAGUGUCAAAUUAAGGACAAUGUAGUUGUCAACAGUGCCCUUAUUGACAUGUAUUUUAAAUGCAGUAGCAUCCAUGAUGGGCAGCUACUAUUUGAUAAAUGUUUAAGCAGAAAUACCAUUACUUGGACUGCUCUAAUAUCUGGUUAUGGUCAGCAUGGAAGCGUUGUGGAAGUUAUAAAAUCUUUUCAUAAAAUGAUAUCAGAAGGUUUUAGACCAAAUUAUGUUACUUUCCUUGCUGUUUUGUCUGCUUGUAGCCAUGGUGGGUUGAUUGAUGAGGGAUGGAAAUAUUUUCUGUCAAUGACAAGAGAGUAUGAAAUUCCGCCACGGAGCCAGCAUUAUGCAACAAUGGUUGACCUUUUAGGGCGUGCUGGCAAGUUAAAGGAGGCUUAUGAGUUUGUCCUGAAUUCACCUUUUAAAGAACACGCAGCAGUAUGGGGUGCUCUGAUUGGGGCUUGUAAGAUUCAUGGAGACAGGGGCUUGUUAAAGGUUGCAUCCAAGAAAUUCUUUGAAUUAGAACCUGCAAAUGCUGGAAAACAUGUUGUCUUGGCAAAUGCAUAUGCCAACUCUGGGCUGUGGGACAAUGUUGAGGAGGUUUGGACCCUGAUGAGGAAAUCAGGGAUGGUAAAGGAGCCUGGUUAUAGCAGGAUAGAGGUACAGCGAGAGGUUUUCUUGUUCUAUAAGGGUGAUACAUCUCACCAUAAAUCUGAUGAGAUUUACAAACUGAGUAAAGAGAUGAGGUGCAUCCCAGUGGAUGCAGAAUAUAUGCCUGAUAUAUGCGGAACCUAGUGCAUAUGCAUUAUCAAAGAAUCUUGGAGAUAAAGAGCUUGCUGUUGCUAGCUUUUCUUAUCUUGAUAUCUGUAAUUUGGAUUGCCCAUAAAAGUUCAGGUAUGGUGCUUUAGGAAUUUAAACAAAACUAUUAAUUGCAUAUAAAGUUCCUUUAGUUGCAAAUUGAAAAUUCCAAGUGAAACAGUGAAUUCUGAAACAUUUAGGAGCCUUCAUAUUGUUGUUUAUAACAUAGGAAUAAUGUUCUUUUACAGUGGGUGCAAAUGGCAAGUUUAUUUUGGAGAUUGGUUGUCGGAGGUAUCUAAUAUGUGACAUGUGAAAAAGGAAAUCAUACAUCAAUUAGUAUAAUUUGGGUAUAUUGCCCCCAGCCUUGUUGUAGCCUUUUUGGUAUUUAUUGGAGAUCCAUUAUCAAUCACUCUGUAUUCUCUUAUGUACAAAUUCUCACCAGAUAGAGAUCUAUAUUCCUUUCUUGCUAGCUGACUGCUAACAGCUCAGUGUUCAAUUGGUUGUGUCCCAUUUUACUCUGUAAUUUAUGCGAUUUUAGUUGCUGUGCUAUAUCUUCAGAAGCCAUUGCGUGGUCAGUUUAAGUUUUUGAAGCAUAUUGGUUUCUCUUUGGAGUCUUCGUUGAAUCAGAAAUCAUGUUCAAGCCGGUUCCUGGAACCUUGCCUUCUAAAGCUAACAGAUAUCUUUUUGUCUGCAGUGAUUCCCAUGGAAUUUUGUAUCUUCUAAUAUAUGUUGAUGACCUUUUGAUGAUCACUGGCCCAUAUGGAACCACUGUCAUUCAGUUGACUGAUUACGUGAAUGGCCUGUUUUCCUUGAACGUACUGGGUGAACUUUCCUAUUUUCUUGGCAUUGAGUUCAUUCAGACAUGUGCUGAAAUGUUCUUGCUCAGUGAAAAUAUGUACGAGUUGCUUGUUGACACUAGAAUGAUUGCAGUUAAUGCUGCUUGUACUCCCAUGGUUGCUAACUUGCAAGUUAGGACGUCAGAUGGAGAUUUAUUUCGUGAUCCAAGACACUCUCACAACAUCUUAGGUAAAUUGCAAUAUCUCUGCUACACUCACCCAAAUUUGCCUUCUUCGUCUACCACCUUGGCUAAUACCUUCAUCAACGUCGCUUUCCACAUGGGAGGUUUGUCAGGGAGUUAUCUGUUACCGUGGCAGUUCCAUUAAGGG
Neltuma alba is the source of this 2811-nucleotide messenger RNA. Its product is annotated as pentatricopeptide repeat-containing protein At4g16470-like. Gene Ontology annotation, biological process: RNA modification. Gene Ontology annotation, molecular function: RNA binding; protein binding. NCBI's taxonomy places the organism in Eukaryota, Viridiplantae, Streptophyta, Magnoliopsida, Fabales, Fabaceae. The record is from RefSeq and is a predicted model, not a curated record.